GGCUUGAAGAACAACAACAAAUCCAUUGGUCGGUCCUAUUGACAGCAUGACAAGUUCGACCUCAAACUGGCUCGUCAAAACUAAAAAGCCUUAAAGAUGAUUUCAGCUACCCAUGGGAUAGAAUCUCUCCAAAAUACUCGAGGGGCAUCUUCGACGUCUCAUGCUCCAUCACUGGCACCUCGGGAUAUAGAACCUCCACCUCCCAUACCCCCUCGUCCUGGUAGCCCCGCUUCCGCCAACUCAGUAACCAAAGAGCCCAGUCAGUCUAGGUCCGUUCCAUCCCAACCAAAGGGAAAAGAACGCGAGGUACCUGAACUUCCUACCGAAACUAUCAAAGAUGGUAAGGGGGAAAAGCUGUUUUAUAGAACAUUUCGUGGAGAAGAGAAGGAUCUAGAGAACAUAAUGAAACUCGUAGAGGAAGAAUUGUCCGAACCAUAUAAUGUCUAUACCUAUCGAUAUUUCUUGUUCGAUUGGCCGCAUCUAACAUUUCUGGUCUUCCCUUCCCCAACCUCUACCAGAGCAAUAGCGACCAUAAUAUGUAAACAGGACAUGCAUCGAGGCACCAACAGGGGCUAUAUCGGCAUGCUUAGCGUCGCAAAGGAUUAUAGAAGACGAGGUAUAGGAAGGAGGCUUGUGGAAAUAGCGGUAGAGGAAAUGGCGAAGCGGGGGGCCAAGCAAGUCAUGCUUGAAACAGAGUAUGAUAACGAGACGAGUUUAGCACUAUAUGACAAGCUGGGGUUCUUGAGAGAGAAGCGGUUACAUCGGUUUUACUCUAAUGAGAAAGAUGCUUUUCGAUUGAUAUUACCCAUAGACACCGAGGAUGAACACGACGAGGUACUUUCUCAACAAUUAGAAAGAACAGGCCCAGGUCUGGGACAUAUUGACGAAGAAGACGAAAUGUCACCGUACUUCACAUGAUAUGAAGAAAUGCGGGCAAAGCAGCAUAUGUAUGAUAAUUUAAUAUACAUUCAUAAAAUCCCAAUUAUCAGCAUUUCGGCAAGCCCGAGGAAAUAUAUAAACUAAUUAGGAAGUAUCCAGACAAAACGAAAGCGCGAAAGCUACUUGAUGUAUACCUUUCCGGAAGGAAAUUACUCUGAGGCUUCACUUUCACCCUCAUCCACAUCCAUCUCCUCAUCCUUCUUCUUCUUUUCUGCUUUUUCUCUUCGA
Cryptococcus deneoformans JEC21 is the source of this 1167-nucleotide messenger RNA. RefSeq lists its product as hypothetical. The transcript has 5 exons. Bases 97 to 918 code for a protein of 273 amino acids. Gene Ontology annotation, molecular function: protein-N-terminal amino-acid acetyltransferase activity. Lineage: Eukaryota; Fungi; Basidiomycota; Tremellomycetes; Tremellales; Cryptococcaceae. Gene Ontology annotation, cellular component: NatC complex. The record is from RefSeq and is a predicted model, not a curated record. Gene Ontology annotation, biological process: N-terminal peptidyl-methionine acetylation.